GACUUUUGGCGCAAAAUUAGUACUCCGUAUUAGGCACGUUAGAAAUGAACUUCUUUUUAAAAGUGCCGACAAGAUCAGCUUUCGACGCCAUUAAUUUCUCGAUCAAGCUGACACUGAUUUACGAAGCGCAUUUGUUUUGCUGCAAUCCCUCAAGCCUCAAAUUUCCGAGAAGUUUUAUUCCUCUUCUCACACCCUCAAAGAUACGAGCAGGAGAAUCAGGUCAUGCUUUCUACCUUUCAACAAUCCUUAGAUAUUCCCGACAUCGACAACAAUGCCCCUCCAAUCACACAAUCUCUCACUGAGUUUGGUACUUACUAUCCUACAUUGGACUCUGGUCCUGUUCACAAUUACCUUACUCAAUAUCUAUUGGAGGAGGAGAGCAUUGAUGGGAACAACCCAGACAUGUAUUUUGAUCCCAUUGCUCUUAGUGCUGCUGAGAGUUCCUACUAUGAAGCCUUGCAUCACGACCAUUCAUCAACUUUUCAUAGCAAUGCUGGAAGCUCCAAGUAUGAUGUUCAGCGCAUUGAUCUCUUUAACUCGGACACAAACUGUAGUGUCGAUUUUGGAAAACCUAGAUCUUCUGUGGCAAGUAGUCAUCCUGAUAUCCCCGUUCAGUCAUCAUUAAGUCAGACUAACUCCGAUCGGUUAAAAAUAGAUGCUUUCCUAAGUGCUAAUUCGGUUCCAAAAAUAGUUUGUAAUGAUGGCACUGAGUCCAUCUUGCAAUUGAAGAGAGGUGUGGAUGAUUACUUGGUUUCUCCUAGCGAGGAAUUGAAUGGAGAUGUUGUUACCAAAAUAGAGAAGGACCAUUCAGCUGAUCUGUGUAGAGGAAAGAAGCAUUACCCUCUAGAUGAAAGUGGUUUAGAAGAAGAAAAUAGAAGCAAGCACUCUGCAGUGUAUCAGGAGGAGGUUGAGUUAUCAGAGGUGUUUGAUAAGGUUUUGAUGUGUACAGAUGAUAAUUAUUCUCCAUCUGGAGUUAGCACACAGCAGGAAAAGCGAAGUGGUUGCAAGAGCCAUAUAAAGAAAAGAAGAGAUGGUGGUGAAAUUGUGGAUCUGGAGUCUCUGUUAAUGAGUUGCGCACAAUCUGUUGUUGCUGCUGAUUAUAGGGCUGCAGCAGAUCAAUUAAAGAAGAUCAGACAGCAGUCUUUGCCUACCGGCGAUGCGAACCAAAGGAUGGCUCAUGCAUUUGCUGAAGGUCUUGAGGCACGACUUGCUGGAACUGGGACACAACUGUAUAUGGCUUUUUCUCCUAAUAACAACAUAAUUGCUGAGAUGCUCAAGUCCUACAUGUCAUCUUGGCCAUUUAUGAGAGUAUCAAUUUUAUUUUCAAAUGGAAUGAUUUACGAAGUUGCGUCAAAAUGUGAAUCACUGCACAUUAUAGAUUUUGGCAUUAAUUAUGGUAUCCAGUGGCCCACACUUAUUCGGGAUCUUUCACAAAGACCCGGUGGCCCUCCAAAACUUCGAAUAACAGGGAUUGAGUUUCCCCAACCUGGUUUUCGUCCGUCACAAAUGGUGGAGGAGACCGGUUGUCGAUUGGCAAAAUAUUGUGAGCGUUUCGGUGUACCAUUUGAAUACAAUGCCAUAACAACAAGCAAUUGGGAGAGAAUCAAGAUUCAUGAAUUGAAGCUUGUGAGCGGUGAGGUGAUUGCUGUAAACUGUAUUGUUAAAUUCCAGCACUUAUUGGAUGAGACAGCAGUUGGUGCGGACAACCCUAGAGGUGCCGUUUUAAACUUAAUCCGGGAAGCAAAUCCUCAUAUAUAUACGCAAACUGUGAGUAGUGGAUCACAAAACUCUCCUUUCUUUAUCAGUCGGUUUCGAGAGGCUGUCUUCUACUACACUGCUAUAUUUGAUAUGCUUGAUGCUACUUUACCGCACAAUGAUAAUCAGAGAUUGAAUUUGGAAAAAGAAGUUGUGGGAUGCGAAAUAAUGAAUAUCGUAGCAUGUGAGGGAAAGGAAAGAUUCCAAAGGCCCGAAACAUGCAGGCAGUGGCACUCUCGCAUCAUGCGGGCUGGCUUCAAGCCUGGGGCUAUAAACCCCACACUUGCGAAGAAGUUAAGACGCAUGGCAAGAAAAGGAUAUCACAAAGAUUUUCUUUUCCUGGAAGAUGGCAAUUGGAUAAUGCAGGGAUGGAAAGGUCGGAUACUUGGCGGCUGCUCUUGCUGGGUAGCUACAUGACAGACUCACCACCACUUAUAGUAACCUAUGUGGCUAUGUGGCAAUUCUACAAUUCUUGUUUCAUGUUUUUUUCAUGCUUUCAUGCGGCAAUGUCUUUACAACGACACUCUGACAUUAUUUUCAAGCAUUUAAAGAUGUAAAUUGUUUGAGAAAAUUGGUCAUGACAGUUUUCUAGUUUUGCAUUUUCUUUUUGGAAAUUAAAACAGAAAACUAGAUCAUGUUUGUUCAGCUACAGACAUUCUUUUUCGAAAAGAUUUUAUGUUACAUUAUCAUUAGGUUCGCUGACUGGCUGUACUCAAAGAUAAUGCAUUUUCCAAGACUUCGCUUUUAACAAAGAGUUGGCAUUAAUUGAAUAUUA
Molecule: messenger RNA, 2530 nt
Organism: Cuscuta epithymum
Lineage: Eukaryota; Viridiplantae; Streptophyta; Magnoliopsida; Solanales; Convolvulaceae
Source: the annotation of a GenBank genome assembly